Molecule: messenger RNA, 1978 nt
Organism: Acipenser ruthenus (sterlet)
Lineage: Eukaryota; Metazoa; Chordata; Actinopteri; Acipenseriformes; Acipenseridae
Product: myosin-binding protein H-like
Exons: 12
Coding region: 182-1714 (510 amino acids)
Molecular function (GO): protein binding
Source: RefSeq, a predicted model, not a curated record
CAGGUGUUGUGUUGGUCAAAUGGGACGGGCGCUGCUGACUGUUCUUCUAUAUAAAGUUUAGCAUGGGGGUGGAGUUAAGAAAUGUCGUUUACUGUAAUAUCAGCCGCUAUAUAAAACAUGACGAAGACCCUUGGAGCCUUUCAUCCGAAGGACUGGCUAUUCAUCUGGGUAUCUGAACACCAUGCCAGCCAAACCGGCACCAAUCAAGAAAUCCCCCGCCAAGAAAGCGGCCCCCAAAAAAGAGGAGAAGCCGGCCGCCCCAGCAGAGCCUGCUCCUGCUCCUGCCCCUGCUCCCGAACCCGAACCCGAACCCGCCCCGGCUCCUGCACCCGCUGAGGCUGCACCGGCACCCGCAGCAGAACCCGCGCCAGAGGCCGGAGGAGAUGCAGCCCCAGCGCCUGCCGAAGAGCAGAAGCCCGCAGCGGAGCCCGCAGCUCCUCCUCCCCCUCCUCCAGAGCCAGAGAAGCCCAAAGAAGAGCCCACCAGCGAGCCCGUUAACCUGACCCUGGAAGAUGUGAACGACACUACGCUGACAGUGAAAUGGAGACCCCCGGAGAAUAUCGGUGCCUCUGGGCUGGACGGAUACACAGUGGAGUAUUGCAGGGACGGCACUCAAGACUGGGUUGUUGCUAACCAGGAGCUCAUCAUUUCCAAUCGCUACGCUAUCAAGAACCUGACCACCGGAGAUAAGCUGCACGUUCGCGUGAAGGCCGUCAACCCCGGGGGCCCCAGCGCACCCGCCUCCCUGGAACAGCCAGUGGUGGUGCGGGAGAUUGUUGAUCGCCCCAGAAUCCGCCUGCCUCGCAGCCUGAGAACAGUGUUUGUGAAGAAGGUCGGUGACACGGUCAACUUGGUCAUCCCUUUCCAGGGUAAACCCAAACCCCAGGUGAGCUGGACGAAGGAUGGCCAGCCCUUGGAUCUCAAGGCAGUGGGCGUGCGUAACAGCGACAGAGACACGAUCCUGUUCAUCCGCAAGAGCGAGAGGAAGGACUCUGGCAAAUACGAGGUGACGGUGAAGGUGGACAGUCUGGAGGACAAGGCGACCAUCAGCAUCCAGAUUGUUGACCUGCCAGGCCCCCCUUCCAGCAUCAAGCUGGUGGAUGUCUGGGGAUUCAACACAGCCCUGGAAUGGACACCACCGAAGGACGACGGAAACGCAGAGAUUACUGGCUACACCGUCCAGAAAGCAGACAAGAAGACUGGGGAGUGGUUCACGGUCUUGGAACAUUACCACCGGCUUAACUGCACGGUUUCCGAUCUCAUCAUGGGCAACUCCUACAGCUUCAGGGUCUUCACUGAGAACAGGUGUGGACUGAGUGAGAACGCUGCUGUAACAAAGGAUCUGGCCUACAUUCAGAAGACAGGCAUUCAGUACAAACCUCCAGAGUAUAAGGAUCGUGAUUAUUCGGAGCCACCCAGUUUCACCCAGCCUCUGAACGACAGGGCAGCCACUAUGGGUUACACGACCAAGCUGCUCUGUGCCGUGCGAGGAAACCCCCAGCCGAAGAUCCUGUGGAUGAAGAACCAGAUGGUGAUUGGGGAGGACCCCAAGUUCAGGCAGAUAACGAGCCAGGGCCUGUGCACCCUGGAGAUCCGCAAACCCUGCACCUUCGACGGGGGAGUCUACAGCUGCAAGGCCAUCAACCCCCAUGGGGAGGCCGUCGUCAACUGCAAACUGGACGUCAAAGCUGUCCAGGUCCCAACAGACAAGUAGAUGCUGUCCCCGAACACACAGUUCCGAAUUAGGACUGGCAGGAAGGAAUGGAAGCCACUCCAAGCAGAAAGCUGGUGUACGGAAAGCUGCUGCAGCAGCAGGAGGAGGGGAUGCUGCUGGAAUUGCUGGACUGGUUACCUUGCGUCUUGUAUUUUAAUGUAUGGACUUCUCUCAUUGUAACGAGACUGAAUAUCCUCCUGGCUGUGUCCUGCGAUAGCAUCUCAAUGAAUCUGUACCUAAUAAAACGUGUGACUCAAAAGGAAA